AUCUGUGACAGAAACAUCGUGAAAAAAAGUUGAUUUGCACCCGAUUUACGAUGUUUGUAAAUUAAAAUAUCAAACUCAUCACUCAUCUUUUAAUAAAGCAUGAUAUAAAAUCAAAACAAAUAUGGCAUUCCUUUGUCCAGUGCGAAUCAGAAGGGGAAAAAAGAAAAAAUCCAGCAGUGGCGAUUCCGACAAGGAUCUAUCGCGACCAGGAUCUGGGUUAAGCCCUGGCAUGGGUCGUAUAACAGGAUCGGCAAGUAUAGAAACACUGGUGCGAGUGGGAAUUGAAAAAGAACAUGGCCUCAGCCCUGAUUCUAAAAUGGUAGUCUUGCACGAUUUUGCACCAUGUGUUGAUGAUGAACUUGAGGUAAAACGAGGUCAGAUAGUAAAUGUUCUAUACAGAGAGAAUGACUGGGUGUAUGUGAUAGUAGCAGAGUCUCGUAGGGAAGGCUUUAUACCACACUCAUACUGUGCUCCGUGCGAACAUCAUGAUUUGAAGAAGAAGCUGCCGAGAAGCAGAUCGCCUACUGACUUAGCACAUAGAGAUGUAUCACAAUUAUCACUAUCAGAUGGAGCAACAAACGAUGGUCACUCAGAGUUAGGUAGCGAGGGUGAUGCGUGUCCGUUCAGCAAAGAUCCCUCCGGAAGAUAUGUUGUGCUCUACACAUUUACUGCUAGAGACGAGAAUGACGUUGAUGUGGAGAGGGGCGAAUUUGUUACAGUUUUAAAUAGAGAAGAUCCAGACUGGUACUGGAUUGUGCGAAGUGAUGGCCAGGAAGGAUUCAUUCCAUCUGGCUUUGUGUAUCCUGCUGUUGUACAAGCCGCGCAACAAGAAAACAACCAAAACAUGCAUUCACCGCAAGCAAACCCGAACAACACAAUGUUGUCGAACAACAACAUUAACAACACAACACAACAGGACAAUGAUGGUCGAUACCACGGCACUGAGCUGGUUAUGUUGUAUGAUUAUAAGGCGCAAGCACCAGACGAUUUAUCAGUGAAACGAGGUGAGUGGGUGUACGCAGACCUCACUCAGCAAACGGUAGAGGGCUGGCUGUGGGCCCACGCCCCCAAGUCACGAAGGUCCGGCUUUAUCCCCACCGCGUAUGCUAGAGCACCACAUACUACGUCGCUAUAAGUUUAAUAAUAGAUUUAUUUGAUCCCAACAUCUGUGAAAUUUAUAGUAAUACUAGUUGUUCUACCGUAAUCAUGUCAUUUAGGGGUAUGGAAUAUAGAUGUUGGCCUAUUUUCAGAUGUACCCACACAUAGGAACAGAAAUUUCAUGAUAAUAGGUUCACCGGUUACGGUAUGGUAACUAACAUUGUGACACGAGAAUGUUUGAACAAAGCAAUCUGAUGAGCUUUAAGAAAAUCUCUACACUAAUGUUCAAAUUUGGCGAUUCAUUAUCUAUAAAGUGCUAACAAGUUUUAUAAUUUGUAAUGUAUUUCAUUUUUCGUAUUUCCGUAUGUUUUUAAUUAAUUAAGAAAUAUGCCAAGGAAUUCUUAUGUAUCAAUUUCCUUGUAUUUAGCUUUAAAUCCAGAUGUUGAAAUGGUAUAAAAAAUGCAUCAAAAACGAUUCUUGCCAUUGAUAAAUUUUAAUACUUUAUUUAGAAUGUAAUCAUAGUGUUAAGUGAUCUUGUUAUAUUUUUCUCUUUUAAGACACACUAUCUGCGUAAAUCUUAGCUUAAUAUGAUGAAGGCCAUAUAAUUUAAAUUGUAUCAUACAUAUUUUUAGUCUUCCUUAGAGUUGUUUAUACCUGUAAGGUUCGUGUUUAUAAAAUUUUGCAUUUAUGUAAUAUAUUUUCCGUCCAAAUUUGACUGCGCUUUAUAUUUUCUAUUUUUAUACAUAAGGUUUAGU
This is a messenger RNA of Colias croceus (clouded yellow), 1853 nucleotides long. It is a transcript of the gene Dlish, whose product is annotated as SH3 domain-containing protein Dlish. Gene Ontology annotation, molecular function: protein binding. The record is from RefSeq and is a predicted model, not a curated record. Lineage: Eukaryota; Metazoa; Arthropoda; Insecta; Lepidoptera; Pieridae. Bases 122 to 1135 code for a protein of 337 amino acids. The transcript is spliced from 7 exons.